AUGGCUCAACAACCCACCACGCCGGGUGGUGGUGCGCCUUUGACCAACUCCAUCUUUGGGGUCCCGAGUUUGCCAACAGUCGCGCCGCCGCCGGUGCCUGGCUCGAACAACGUUGGCUCCCUUGUACAUGCAUCGACCGGCAAUGCAUCCCUAAGCGCCGCUCCCACGCCGGGCUCCGCAGCCUCCUCUUCCUCCGCCAAUACCUAUAUCAUGCCAAACUCUCCUGUCAAGAACCGACCCCUCGAAGGAUAUCGCCCCAAAGUCACUCGAACUCUGGGUCAGCGGCCGGCAUGCCUAGUAAAUGCGUCGGUUACGUAUUGCGGGAACAACCAGAUAUACGCUUUCGGCGGCUUCGACCAGUAUACGGACGAGGUGUACAACCAUGUCCUACGACUAGAUUUGGUCAGUCACCAGUGGUCCUUGGUUGACAAUUAUGGUGAUAUUCCAGGGGUCCGAAUGGGCCACACCGCUACAGUCUACCAGGGCGACAAGCUGCUUGUCUUUGGCGGCGAGAACGAGCAUAGAACGUAUCUGUCUGACCUAAUCGUCUUUGACUUGAAGACAGCCUUUUGGACUCAGCCCCAAGUGUCUGGCCCCAUCCCUAAAGGUCGGGCUAGACACGCCGCUGUCCUCCACGAAGACAAGCUAUUCGUGAUUGGCGGUAUCACGGGCCAAAAUAAUUAUGUGCUCGACGACAUAUGUUUCCUCGAUCUGAAAACGUUUACUUGGUCCAAGGCUUGGCGCUUUGUCGCUCGGUUCGAUCAUUCAGCUUAUAUUUGGAACGAUCGAGUUUGGGUUUUCGGCGGCCUGAGUGAAGACAUGGACAAGGUUAGCGACCUGUGGUGGUUGGAUUUCAAGGGCAGCCCCGAGUUUGACUCUCGACCCCAGAUUGGGACCCUCGACCGCCAGGACUCUAACAGCAGAAUGUCUGGAAGUCCUCGGCCACCUUACACUCUUGGCGCCCCCCUCCCCGCAGUGGGCACAUCAGGCUACGCAGCCAACUCUCGUACGGCUCAGGUCAAUACCCCGUCUUUUCAACUAAAGUCGUAUGCGCCCAGAGCACCAGGCUCAAUCUCGUCACUGAAAUUCAUUUCAGGCCCUGCCGUACCUUCUCAAGGCUCAGGCAUACAUUAUCACGCCUACUCGUCAGGGACGUUGUUAGAUUUCGUAACCCCCGCUGCUACCAUUACUCCGAGAGAGUGUUCGCUCUCUGCGUUGGACUUGACGUCGAUGAGAUGGCAGAAACUUGCCGAGGGUCGCGAGAUUUUCAAAUCGGGCUACCGAUGGCUCUAUUGUACUAUAAACGAAGAUGGUACCAAAGCCUGGCUUCUUGGAUGUCCUACUGACCCCACGGCAACUGACCUGGGUCCAAACGGUUACGAAGAAUAUCUAAGCGAUGUGAUGGAGAUUGACCUGAGAAGAUAUGGAUUCCUUGGCACUAAUCCGUCAGAGCCCCGAGCGGAGACCAGACCAUUACACAUCGCGAGGCGAGCAGAUGUCCCCUCGAAAGGCUUGGGUGGUGAUCUUGCGAAACUGUUCAAUCAACCUCCUGAAACUGGAAGCGGUACUGACUUCAUCAUCACGGCACUGGCUGGAGAGCAUGAUGAUGACGAUGCCAUGAGCCCUAGAAUGAUGGCAGAAGACUCGCAGGAGGGUCAUAGCUGGCUAGCACCCGAUGCACCUACCUCACAGCCCAUUCAUGUUCACAAACUCAUUCUCCAAGCACGGUGGCCGCAUUUUGCUCGUUUGUACAAUUCGCAAAUGGCGGAAUUCCACACAAAGAAAAUGCAUAUCCCCGAGCCAUAUUCAGUUGUCAAGGCCUUCCUCUAUUACCUGUACACCGACAAUAUUCCCGGCACUAAUGGUUCUGAUUCGGAGACUCCAACCGAGAUAACGGAUAUUGCCGGCCUCUUAGUUAUGUCAAACAUUUACAACAUCCCGCACCUUCGACUUGUUUGCGUCAACCGCCUCUCAAGAGAACUUGAUGUGGAGCAUGCUUGCAUCAUCUGGUACUGCGCUGGUCUUGCGAGCGAGGAGUGGCUCCGCAAACGCGCCGGGACCUUUUGUUUCACCCACUGGGGUCGCAUCGUCCGAACACAAGGGUUCCUCCGUCUACCACGCUCGGCCCUCGUGGAACUCUCCCAGGAGAUUGACAUGGAAGGUCGGAUCAUUGGAGGCGAGGAACUAGAGUGGGAUGGCAGUGGCGAUGCGCAACAAUCACUGCGCAAAUCAAGCAUCAGCAGCAAUCAGACUCAGAUGCUUGAGUCAGAAGUCGACGAAGAUGAUGGAAUGGAAAUGACUUGA
Messenger RNA from Clonostachys rhizophaga, 2304 nucleotides. The record is from the annotation of a GenBank genome assembly. NCBI's taxonomy places the organism in Eukaryota, Fungi, Ascomycota, Sordariomycetes, Hypocreales, Bionectriaceae.